This is a messenger RNA of Aspergillus mulundensis, 1404 nucleotides long. RefSeq names its product putative dihydrolipoamide succinyltransferase. Gene Ontology annotation, molecular function: dihydrolipoyllysine-residue succinyltransferase activity. Lineage: Eukaryota; Fungi; Ascomycota; Eurotiomycetes; Eurotiales; Aspergillaceae. Gene Ontology annotation, biological process: tricarboxylic acid cycle. The record is from RefSeq and is a predicted model, not a curated record. The transcript is spliced from 11 exons. Bases 1 to 1404 code for a protein of 467 amino acids. Gene Ontology annotation, cellular component: oxoglutarate dehydrogenase complex.
AUGGCUUCCCGGUUAGCCCUUCGUCAAUUUCCCGCCCAGCGUUUGAGGUCUGUUCCUCGCGUUGCGCGGUCGAUAUGCUGCAGGACUUUUACAUCAUUUAAGGCCUCCGAAGGCGCCAGAGCCGCUACCGGCUCGAUUCACGGCAUGCAGUCCACUACAAGUCUGCGUGGCGCGUUCUCGAGAGUGAAUGUCAUCCCAAUCGCAAGCCAUCAGGUUCGGACCUAUGCGGACACUGUCGUCAAGGUUCCCCAGAUGGCGGAAUCUAUCACAGAGGGAACAUUGAAGCAAUUUUCAAAACAGGUCGGAGACUACGUCGAACGGGAUGAGGAAAUUGCGACGAUUGAGACCGAUAAGAUUGAUGUAUCGGUCAAUGCGCCGGAAUCCGGCGUCAUUAAGGAGCUGCUCGUGAAUGAGGAGGACACCGUCACAGUCGGACAAGAUCUCGUGAAGUUGGAAGCCGGUGGUGCCCCGGAAAAGAAGUCAGAGGAAGCGAACGAGAAGCCCAAAGAACCUGCCGCUACCAGCCCCGCGUCCGACAAACCCAAGGCACCGGAACCAGCACCAUCUUCUCCCGCCCCUGAAAAGGCAUCCUCGCCAUCGAAAGCCCCUUCUUCGCAGGCGGAAACUUCUAAGCCGACACAGCAAGCGGCAUCAAAGCCUCAAGAAUCGGGUGAGGCGAAGCCCGCCCUAGGAAAUCGCGAGGAGAGAAGAGUCAAAAUGAACCGCAUGAGACUAAGGAUUGCGGAGCGUCUGAAGCAGUCUCAAAACACUGCUGCUUCCCUCACUACCUUCAAUGAAGUCGACAUGUCUUCUCUGAUGGAGUUCCGGAAGCUGUACAAGGAUGAGGUUUUGAAAAGGACGGGUGUCAAGCUGGGGUUUAUGAGCGCCUUUUCCCGCGCUUGCGUUCUGGCCAUGAAGGAUGUUCCCGCCGUUAAUGCCUCUAUCGAGGGCCCCAAUGGCGGCGAUACUAUUGUCUAUCGUGACUACGUUGAUAUUAGUGUCGCUGUUGCGACUGAGAAGGGACUCGUGACACCAGUGGUCCGUAACGCGGAGACUAUGGAUUUAGUCGGUGUCGAGAAAUCUAUUGCAGAUCUCGGAAAGAAGGCGCGUGACAAUAAGUUGACAAUCGAAGAUAUGGCCGGAGGCACCUUCACCAUCAGCAAUGGCGGCGUCUUCGGUUCUCUCAUGGGCACCCCUAUCAUUAACCUCCCCCAGACUGCUGUCCUUGGGCUCCAUGCCAUUAAGGACAAGCCUGUGGCAGUCAACGGGAAGGUUGAGAUCCGCCCAAUGAUGUAUCUUGCUCUCACCUACGAUCAUCGACUUUUGGAUGGCAGGGAGGCUGUCACUUUCCUGGUCAAGGUCAAGGAGUAUAUCGAGGACCCCCGCCGUAUGCUCUUGGGUUAG